Messenger RNA from Phaeodactylum tricornutum CCAP 1055/1, 1002 nucleotides. RefSeq lists its product with no specific name. Lineage: Eukaryota; Bacillariophyta; Bacillariophyceae; Surirellales; Neidiaceae. The record is from RefSeq and is a predicted model, not a curated record. The coding region runs from base 1 to 1002 and encodes 333 amino acids. The transcript has a single exon.
AUGACGCCCGUGCCGUACACGCUGUCUCUUCAGGUUCCUCCCGACGCCCGAGAAGGCGAUAACUUGACCUUUACAGUAGACGGUGUGGAAAUGGAAAUCCCGGUGCCCCCCGGUACCCUACCCGGACAACUCUUGUCCGUGCAGUUGGGGGACGAAACGUCUCGGGGGCCGAGCGACGAAGACCCGGAUAUUUCGGAAGAUUCCGUCACGAUUCCGCUCGCGGACGGUCAAACACUGGUACUCGCUACGGUAUUGCCGUCGUCACCGGAGAUUUUGGAAAUGGACGAGUCCGAUGGGACGCAUGCCCUGGCGUGGCCGGCGGGACAAUGGUUGGCGGACUCCUUGGCCCACCACGUACCCCGCUUGCCGUGGAACGAUAAGAAAGACAACCUUGUACUGGAACUAGGAUCCGGACUCGAUACCGCGGGCAUGGCGUUCGGUCACUGCUUUGGUCAGAAAAUACAACGGUUGGUCUUGACGGACCAUGCGGCCGCCGUGCCUUUGCUCCAACACAACGUACGGCAAAAUCAGGCUCUCUUACCCUCCCAUACGGUCGUUCACGAGUUGGAGUGGUCCUCGGCUCCUACCGACCGGAAUACCGCGACUAUUUCUUACGAUUGGAUCCUGGGGUCGGAUAUUUUGUACAAUACCGAGUCCAUUCCCGCACUAGUCUCCACGAUCGAACAAUUGCUUGGUGAACAUGGGGGCGUUUUGGUUGCCGUCCGGUGGCGCAAACCGGACAUCGAACGGAGUUUCUUUCAAACACUAAGAACCGGAUGUCGCAACCUGAAAUGGAAGCUUCUCGACGGUGCAUCGACCACCCAUUGGUCCGAGUAUGGGAAAGCCAGCGACAUCUUUUUCCAGCAAACCAUGAUUGGAAUCGGGGGAAAACCCAAGGCAUUGGGCUACAUUACGGAGCAAGAUACCGAACGAAUGUCGCAAGGCGAGUACGAUGCCUGGGAUCGAGCGCAAAUGCAACUCUACCUGGGAACGAGUGCCUAG